AGGGUCUUCAGUUGAUAAUGGUAAGAAAGAAGGGAUUGGGCAACCUCGAUUUUGCUUUGGUGUUGUAUGGUGCUCUUAUGUACUAUGUUUUCAAUCUCACACCUGACCAGACCCAGUCAAGAGACAUAUAUUUUUUAAAAAAGCUCCUGAAUUUGAAGGGAGAUGAUGGCUUUAGGAUGAAUGAGGUUCUUGUCUCCCUAUGGUAUAAUGGUGUGUGGCUUUGUGUGUACAGCAUGCUACUGCUUCCAACAGGAGAAAGCUCAAGAAACAGCAUUCCUGCCUGGCCAUUUCUAGUACUUUCAUGCUUUGGUGGUGCAUAUGCUCUUUUACCCUAUUUUGUUCUAUGGAGCCCACCACCACCACCUGUUGAAGAAAAUGAGCUCAAAAAAUGGCCUUUGAAUUUUCUAGAAUCAAAAUUAACUGCUGGGAUUUCGCUUGCUGCAGGAAUAGGUUUAAUCAUUUACGCAGGUUUAGCAAAUGCUGAUGUUUGGAGAGAGUUUUACCAGUACUUCAGGGAAAGCAAAUUUAUUCACAUCACAAGCCUUGAUUUUACUGUACUAUCUGCCUUUGCUCCUUUUUGGGUUUAUAAUGAUAUGACAGCCCGUAAAUGGUAUGACAAAGGUUAUUGGCUUCUUCCCUUAUCAUUGGUGCCAUUCUUAGGACCUGCUUUAUAUCUUGUCUUACGGCCAUCACUAUCAGAAUUGCCUGUUACAGUCAGCUCCACUUCAUCUGAGCAGAAAUAGAAUUUCAGCUCUUUUCUUCUGUUGAAUAUACACUGACCACGGGAAGGGGAAAGCUCAUAGUGAAGAUUGAAUCAGAUCAUGAAUACUAGCUUCUUGCUGAGAGAUGUAACCAUGGAAGAGUUUAUUCCCCUUGCUGAUGCAUCAGAAAAUCAUCACCGCAUAAAGCUUCCCACCCAUUCUUUUUUCUUCCAACAGUGAGAUUAAGCUCAUGGACGGUGUACUAGUGUUUUGACUUUUGAGGAGGAAUGUUGGCUUUUUUAUUUCUUGUUUGCCUCAGGCAAGCUAUAAGAACUUGUUUCAUUUGCUAUGAAGCAACCUAUCAAGUGAAUUCUGAUGAAUUCAUUAUGAAAAUGGUCGCAGGAAGAUGGGUGCAAUCUGAAGGUAUAUAUGGAAAAAAAAAAUUAAAAGCACUAAUAUCUUAACUCA
Molecule: messenger RNA, 1169 nt
Organism: Theobroma umbraticum
Lineage: Eukaryota; Viridiplantae; Streptophyta; Magnoliopsida; Malvales; Malvaceae
Source: RefSeq, a predicted model, not a curated record